Diaporthe citri is the source of this 2430-nucleotide messenger RNA. RefSeq lists its product as uncharacterized. The record is from RefSeq and is a predicted model, not a curated record. Gene Ontology annotation, biological process: transmembrane transport; metal ion transport. Gene Ontology annotation, cellular component: membrane. Bases 1 to 2430 code for a protein of 809 amino acids. NCBI's taxonomy places the organism in Eukaryota, Fungi, Ascomycota, Sordariomycetes, Diaporthales, Diaporthaceae. Gene Ontology annotation, molecular function: metal ion transmembrane transporter activity; dioxygenase activity. The transcript has 8 exons.
AUGGCGAACGCCGCAGUAUCUGCCCCAGCCGGAUCGGCUCCGCCUCCGAGCGUGAAGGACAACGAGAAUUACGUGUAUUUCCAUUCAGGAUCUGAGGCAACGUAUCGCAAGGUGGCCGGCAAUCCUUCGUCUUUCACGUCGAUCCCAACUAUCGACUUGGCUGAACUAGACAGCCCUUCACCUGACGCAAGGAAGAGGAUUGCCAAGAACAUCUACGAUGCCUGUUCUCAAUGUGGAUUCUUCUACAUUGAAAACCAUGGUGUCCCCCAGGAUAUCAUCACCGAGACACUCGAUCUACUAAAGCGCUUCUUCGCACUGGACCUCGACGCCAAGAUGGACGCCCAUGUGCAGAAGAACCCUGCCAUCCGCGAUAUCAAGGAGGCGUUCACGAUGGGUGACUGCGUGAUAGAGCCUGAGCAGGAUUAUCUCGGCAAAACGGGCCGUCAGCCACCCCCUCACAUCACCAAGCCACAGAACAUCUGGCCUUCGAGUGCACCAUGGUGGCGCGAGGGGCUUUACAAGUACUAUAACAAUGUCCUACCACUAGCCAUGAAGCUCGUCAGGAUAUUUGCACUGGCCUUCGAUCUGGAUGAGACGGCUUUCGACGACUACUUCAAAUUCCCGAUCACGGGUAUGAGGCCGCUAUAUUACCCACCCACUCCAGCCGAUGAUGGAGAGGCCAGUAUUGGACUUGGUGCACAUGCCGACUUCUCUUGGCUCACAUUUGUCCUCCAAGACUCGGUCCCCGCCCUCGAGGUUCUUAAUCAAGACGGCAUUUGGGUCGAUGCACCGCCCAAGCCCGGCACCUUUGUCUGUAAUGUCGGUCAGUACCUCGAGAGGCAGUCCAACGGCAAGUUCCAGGCGGCGGUACAUCGUGUCAGGAACAGAACCGGGCAUGAACGGUAUUCUCUUCCAUUCUUCCUCACUCCCGAUCCGGACGUGGAUCUCAAAGUCCUGGAUUGCUGUUUUGAUGAGGGCGAAAGUCCCAAGUAUGACACGAUCAAUGUCGGCGAUCUUUAUAUUCGAAAGAUGGAUCCAGAGGACUUGCCAAAUUUUCUCGAGGGGCUCAAUGCGACAAAAGAGUCUCGAGUAGACGUGUUGCGACUCGUGUCUUCCCAAGGCGUUGUGACCGAAGCCACCUUAGACGAUGAUGGGCUCAAAACCGAGUUGGCCAAAGUCAAGGAAUCAGCUAUCAAGCCACUUAUUGGCGCACCAGCGAUUGCGUCCACAUGGGGACCGUUUGUCCUGUUUUCUGCUGUUGGAGAUCCUGCUUACAAGAGCAAGCCGAUGAACAUAUCGAAGACCUCACUCUCUAACCUGUUACUUGCAUGUGAACUCCCCGCAUUUACCCUUAUUGCGUGUGGGGUGAAGCGUUUCCACUUGUCACAUCACAUUCAAUACGAUGAGGAUGGCGGUGACAAGCCUGUCGCCCUGUUGUUACUCCUUCGAAUCGCGAGGAACAGCCAAUCCAUCAGUAUCGCCAUGCGAAUUCGUCUGGUCGACCUGGCCACUGUCGUUUUCCUAACCAGCAUGACCGAGGAGACAGGGCAAAAGAUUCGGAGGAAAUGCAUAGAGCGCCGCCACCUUCUCGCAAAGCACCCGCUUUACUUCCUGGUCCUCAUAUACGAGGACCGCUGCUUCGAGUACAAGCGCUGGUUCGACGACAUCCUGGAGGAGAUCAACGUGGUCGAGUCCGCGACGGGCAUGACGCGCAACACGUGGAAGAUGCAGCUCUCCCCGCGGCUGUGGGAGUGGUUCUCGGACUACGACAACCUCCUGCGCACGUUGUACGCGAGCAACACCGAGCUGAGCCACUUCGACACGGUGACGACCUUCUCGAUCAAGUUCGGAGACUUGCUGCUCAUGGCGCUGGAGGUGCUGGAAGAGCUGCGUGCGGAAGUCGGCUUGGCGCCGCUGCAGAAGAGAGAAUUCAGAUGCCUGCAAGAGAGGAUCGCCUUCACGCGGUCUCGGUGUGACCUGACUGCCGACAAAACAAGGGAAAUGCUUGAGAGAGCCUUCAAUCUCGUUGCGCAGAGAGAUAGCAAGAUUAAUCUAGCUGUUGCCGAAGAGUCUAAGCAUGUCGCAAUGCUUGCUGCAAGGGACAGCGAGACAAUGAAAACCAUCACCGUGCUGACACUGCUUUUCCUUCCAUCCACCCUGGUCACGUCGAUAUGGUCUGCAGACUUAUUCCAACUUGAUCCGUCACGGAAUUGGAAGGUGUACCUUGGUGUGACUCUAGCACUUACAGCCGUUGUCUUCACUGCUUGGUUCCUGUACCUCCGAUUGUCGAGCCUGAAGAGAAAGGAACGACCUCUGCACAUCGCUGGAGUAGGGUAUAUCCGGGAAGGCAAGGUGGUGGGCGCGGGACCCACCGGUCGAGAUGGGACAUCUUUCGACAUUCGAAAGGAAACUAACUGGCACGAGAAGUAG